This is a messenger RNA of Aegilops tauschii subsp. strangulata, 729 nucleotides long. RefSeq lists its product as uncharacterized. The record is from RefSeq and is a predicted model, not a curated record. Lineage: Eukaryota; Viridiplantae; Streptophyta; Magnoliopsida; Poales; Poaceae.
AUGGAUUCCAAUAUGGAGUACAUAUACGAACAGUAUGUUGAGUCCUCCGACAGCUCGUCAGACGAGGAGGAGUACUCUGAUGAGACGGCGAUGAUUCAAGCGGUCCUUGAAGACGCGGAGCGUGCGGAGGAGCAUCUUCUCAAUUUUAAGGGCUUGAUCAAGGGCCAUCGAGUGCUCAACCGCAACAUGGGGCGCGAGCAUUUGACACUGAUGACCGACUACUUUGCCCCACAUGCACUCUUCGCUAACCAUUUCCGCCGGCGUUUUCAGAUGCGCAAGACCGUCUUCGAUCGUUUGUACCCUGGCGCCCGAUCCUACGAUGACUACUUUAUCCUGAAGAAGGGUGUUGUGGGAACGAUUGGCUUCUCUGAUUACCAGAAGCGCACGGCCGCACUCCGGAUAUUUGCAUAUGGCACAGCUGCUGAUUCGUGGGACGAGUACCUACGGAUGUCACAGAGCACAUGCAGAGAUGCCAUGGUCAGAUUGGCAACCGCCGUGGUCGAGGUGUUCGGACCUCAGUACCUGAGAGAACCAACAAUGGCAAACACCAUGAGUCUUAUGACAAUUUCAAAAGCAAGAGGGUGGCCUGGUUUGCUUGGAUCCCUUGAUUGCAUACAUUGGAAAUGGAAAAACUGCCUGAAGCCUUUACAAGGGCAAUAUCAGGGUCAUGUUAAGAAGCCCACCAUCAUUCUUGAAGCUGUUGCAUUACAUGAUACUUGGCAAUGGUAG